Momordica charantia (bitter melon) is the source of this 730-nucleotide messenger RNA. RefSeq names its product proteasome assembly chaperone-like protein. The record is from RefSeq and is a predicted model, not a curated record. Gene Ontology annotation, biological process: proteasome assembly. NCBI's taxonomy places the organism in Eukaryota, Viridiplantae, Streptophyta, Magnoliopsida, Cucurbitales, Cucurbitaceae.
CAUGCGAAGAAAGAAGAUCAAACCAAAAUCAUAGUGGAUUAUUGAAAAUUUUCCCAUUGACCCGACUCUAAACGACUUUGAUUCUACAAAUGUUAGUGGGCGAGGCCUACUUGAUUUGCUGAUUUAGUUGACCCGAGUCUAAACGACUUUGAUUCUACUUCCCCCAUGGAAAUCUCGGGUACCCGCUUUCCCGUUUCCCACAAGCAGGUCUCAAUCGAGAUUAAGGGAAUCAAAACGGAUAUAGUCAUUUGUCGUCACGAUGAUCACUAUCUUGUUAUCGCAACUCAAAUUGGAGCAAUGGGGACAAUGCUGCAAGCCAGGAAGGAGGAAGGGAUGGCAAUGCAGCCAACCUUCUCAGUUUCGACCGUUUUUGGCAAAAGAGAUGAGCCGAUGCUGGUCGCAUGUGCCCGCCAGUUGAUCGAACAAAUCAGUUUGUCAGGUUCCUACAAGCCAUUACUAAUCUCUCUUGGCCUCAAAGACCAUUCUGUGGAGACGAUGAAAGGCAUUGUUUCUGCUGUGUCUGAGAAUCGACUUUGGUAAACUUUUGCCUUGGAAACCCCCGUUUGUUCUUAUUUAGUGAGGAAUACAUAUUUAGAUUUCUACUUGCUUUAUAUGAUGUUGCACAUGUACUGUAUUCCACUGUGGCUGGAACUGGAUAGUGGAAUGGAGGGAGUGAGAAAUGGAGAGAGAAGAGUUUAUAUCUAAAUAAAAAUAUAAAGAUUUUUUUUUA